UCAGUUUUAUCUUCCAGCUCUGAAUAUCGCACGACCAGGGAGACAUGAAGAGAGAAAACGAACGAUACGCGGGAUACACCGCUGGUGGAUACACGGAAGAAGAAGGAGGACGCAGUCUGCUAUGAAAAAGAAAACCUCACAGUUGUCAGACCAAAGCUCAGACUUGUAAAUGACUAUAAAUGAAGAUGUGUGUGGUGUGUUGAAGAAAAGGUUAAGCAAGUCUGCAGUAAAGGUGUAAACAAGUUUGCUGGGCUCUGUUCAGAAUGGGUGAGCGUCAGACCUACGUGAAGCUCAGUGAAGAGAAACUUAUACCAAAGUCUGACAUCUUGUCACUGCUUAGGACCUACAACUGUUACCACGAAGGGAAAAACUUCCAGCUGAGGACUCGCGAGGAGGAUGGAGAGCUCAUUCUCGAGGGGUUGCUGAACAUCUACUGGGGUCUUCGCCGGCCAAUCAGACUUCAGAUGUACGAUGACAAUGAAAGAUUCCGUCUCAACCGAAACGAUAGAUCUGCUGUGGCAAAGCAGCUCUUAGUGGAGUCAAACAAUAACUUGCCGGGUACAGAGACAGCUGGUGAGGACAUGGGCGGUCAGGAGGACGAGGAUUCCCCUCAGCUGCUGAGGACCAGGAGUGAUGCUUCCUUCAUGCGGGUUCAGAGGAGGUCGAAGACACACACUGCCAGAGAUUUGCAGCGCUUGCGCACACACAGGUUCUCAAUCAACGGACACUUCUACAACCACAAGACAUCUGUAUUUACUCCAGCCUAUGGUUCAGUCACAAACGUACGAGUGAACAGCUCCAUGACAACUGAACAAGUCCUCAACCUGCUGCUACACAAGUUUAGGGUGGAGAAUAAAUCAGAAGAGUUUGUCCUUUAUAUGGUGCACGAGUCUGGCGAAAAGACCCGACUGAGGGAUGGUGAAUACCCGCUGGUGGCUCGCGUGCUUUAUGGGCCCUGUGAGAAAAUCUCCAAGAUCUUGAUCACGGAGGCCGACCUGGGAGAGGAAGUCACAUAUGAUGUUGCCCAAUACAUAAAGUUUGAGAUUCCUGUUUUAGACAGCUUUGUAGAGAAACUUAAAGAGGAAGAGGAACGUGAGAUAAACAAGCUGACCAAAAAGUACAGCGCUCUGAAGUCUAUGAUUCAACAUCAGCUCGAAGGAAGAGCUCAUACCAGUGACAGAGUAUGAGUGUCUCUGUACACACUAAUGUAGCGUGUGUGUGUGUGUGUGUGUGUGUGUGUGUGUGUGUGUGUGUGUGUGUGUGUGUGUGUGUGUGUGUGUGUGUGUGUGUGUGUGUGUGUGUGUGUGUGUGUGUGUGUGUGUGUAGAAGGGAGGGUUCAACACUAGGGUUGUUGAUUUACUAUGGGAACAUUUGCCAAUACUGUAGUGAAUGCAGAGGUAAAGGUAAAAGGGUAUAAGUAAAGGCUGCAAUAGAACCAUACCAUACACCAAUGUGCUACUACUUUUAGAAUAACAUAUCUCAACAGUUUGUAUUAUCUGUUGAUGUUAUUACUGUGAAGUGUAUCACUGCUUUGAUAUCUCUACUAUUAAUAUAUUUGCAUUUUGUAUGAAAAUUCUUACAGCAAAUGUAAAUAUUUAUACAAGCUGUUUUUGAUCAUGUUUUCUCUGACUUGGACCUUUUUAUGUAAUAAAUAAGUUUUAGUGUGGCCUUUAUAA
Molecule: messenger RNA, 1676 nt
Organism: Sander lucioperca (pikeperch)
Lineage: Eukaryota; Metazoa; Chordata; Actinopteri; Perciformes; Percidae
Gene: rassf4a
Product: Ras association domain family member 4a
Exons: 13
Coding region: 264-1187 (307 amino acids)
Biological process (GO): signal transduction
Source: RefSeq, a predicted model, not a curated record